This is a messenger RNA of Eucalyptus grandis, 908 nucleotides long. RefSeq names its product casparian strip membrane protein 3-like. Bases 103 to 663 code for a protein of 186 amino acids. The transcript has 3 exons. The record is from RefSeq and is a predicted model, not a curated record. Lineage: Eukaryota; Viridiplantae; Streptophyta; Magnoliopsida; Myrtales; Myrtaceae.
CUAACCCGUUUCAGGCAAUCUCAGCUGUAUCAAACUGAAGCAUUCACUGGAAAAUCCUAGAAAAGAGAGUCACUUUUACCGGGGUUUUUGCAACAGGACAACAUGAAGGCAGCGCAGCUUGAAGCCGCUGAAGCUGUGGACGCGAACCCGCCGGCUCAAGGGCUGAAGAAAUGGAUGUCGAUGGUCGACUUCGCUCUUCGUAUCGUCGCGGCCAUCGGGACGCUGGGUAGCGCCAUAGCCAUGGCGACGACUAACCAAACGCUGCCUUUCUUCACUCAGUUCUUACAGUUCAGGGCCCAGUACAACGAUCUGCCGUCUUUCAUGUUCUUUGUCAUAGCGAACGGCAUGGUCUGCGGCUAUCUCGUUCUUUCGAUCCCAUUGUCCAUCUUCCACAUCAAGCGGCCCGAGUUGACAAUCACAAGGAUCAUCUUGAUCAUCUUCGACACGGCGAUGAUGGCUCUUCUCACUGCCGGAGGAUCUGCUGCUGCCGCCAUCGUCUACUUAGCCCACAACGGCAACAGCAGUGCAAACUGGUUCGCCAUCUGCCAACAGUUCGGCUCGUUCUGCGAGCGAAUCACAGGAUCUUUGAUCGGCUCUUUCGCAGCAAUGCUCGCCAUGAUAUUGCUGAUCAUUCUCUCUGCCGUGGUCAUUUCUCGACACUAAUGCGUUCACUGCUGGCCAGGGCAUCACAGUACUCUGUGUCUCCGGGCGUUUGGGUCUGUCGGUUAAAAUUUUCUUCCUUUGAAUCAGUUCGUAUGUGUAAAAUGCGCACAAGCAUGUGCAUAGUGCAACUUUACUUCUGUUAGUGUACUCUAGGAUUCCAUUGAUUGAGCGCCUAAGGAUUUCAAAUGUAAAACCGAAGUGUUCUUUGUCUUGUUAAUGAAAAUAAAUGUGACAUGACCAGUUCA